CCCCGGUGACAGUUCAUUAAGAAUGAAGUUAACAUUCAGUUUCCUCUCAGUGUCUGUUGCUUUGACCGGUGCGAUAAGCUUCGUGUUUCUGGUGGUAGCAAUUGGGACAGAUUUCUGGUACAUAAUCGAUGCCUCCAAACUGGAAACAUUGUCCAAUUCUACCCAUCACCUCAGCUCCCAUUCUGGGCUUUGGAGAACUUGCAAAUUUGAAAGUAAAUGCUUUAAUUUAAUGAAUCCAUUCUGGAAAGGAAAUGCAAGCUUGACAGCCUCGCAAAGACGGAUUUUAAACCUGCAUGGAACAUUUCUGAUUCUGCUUCCACUCAGUCUAAUCCUGAUGAUUUUUGGAGGAAUAGCUGGGUUUAUCAGUAUUUUAGCUCGAGCCUAUGCCUUACUGGUGCUGACUGGAAUUCUUUUUCUUUUUGGAGCAUUGGUAACACUCGCUGGAGUCAGUGUGUACAUUGGGUAUUCUGCAGCAGCAUUCAAGGAAGCCGUCUAUCUGUCUGGAAAGAACGUACUUGAAGAUAUUAACAUCAGGUUUGGAUGGUCCUUGGCUCUGGCAUGGAUCUCACUCAUCGCUGAGGUUUUCACAGGUGUUGCAUUCAUUCUGGCUGCAAAAUUGACAGGCGUGAAGGAAAGGCAUGAAGAAUUAUAAAGCUAAUGUGUGCAUGGUUGAAUGGAACUCAAACUGAGGUGGAACAAAGGGAAUCAAGUGAAAUCUCUGAAAAUAAUUUUGAUAUAGAAGCCAUGCAAUGGUUUCAGUAAUCUGGGGAAACUGCCCAAAUACGAUUCUCUCAAAAUCAAUAUCAUUUACAAAUGCUUUACAAUGAAAGUUUGGAAAUAAACAUUAGUAGCUGAAAAUUUUAAAGAGAACAUUCUGUUUUUAAACACUGCUUGGUUGAUGCUGCGUAUCUGUUAAUGAGAUCAAAAUUUAUUUGCUAAUGGAAUUUCUAAUUAAAAAAUUACUGUAGCUGCUUUGUGUGUGACGACUGUGAGGGAAGAGUUCUUAGAAUUACAGGUCAAAUGACAAGGAUUUUCUGUUUUACAGAGAAUUUCUUUUUCUGGUAUUCCAUUUCUAUUAUCAAAGGCUAUGCUAAAUGCAGCUGAUUAUUGUUAAAUAAAAUUGGAUCAAUUCUUAAAGGAUUUCUGAGCUAUACAGUAUAAGCAAUCCUACAUGUCUGUGGCUAGCUGUAUUUACUAAAACAUAAGGCAUAAUUAGACUGAAAUAUUGCAAUCCAAACUUGACUAGGAUUUAACUGUGAGUCAGUUGAUAGCACCCCUGCUUUAGAAUUGGGGAGUUGUGAGAGCUCAAAUCCCAGCUCCAAAGACUUGAGCACAGAAAUCUAUGUUACAACUAUAUGAAGGAGUUUGAUAUGGCUGAUGAGUGUUAAAUGAGGCCCUGCUUGUUUUCUCAGGUAUAGAGCCAAUGGCAUUGCUUUUAUUCCUGGCAUCCUAAACAAUAAUAACCCCAUUAUCAACACAUUAUCCAAUCAUUAUUACUUUGCUGUUUGUGGAGAGUUUGUGCAAAUUUUGUGCACUUACUACAUUAUAAUAUUGACCAAACUUCAAAAGCAUUAGAGAAGUGAAAGUGGGUAUAUAAAUACAAAACUUAUUUUUGAAUGAUCCUUCCUUGGAGAAAAGAUUUUAAACAGCCUGAGGAAAUGGGAAUUAACCUUAAGCAUUUGACUGCGUUAAUGUUAGAAAUAAACACAUAUUUCAUUGAAAAGUUACCAUAUGAACAAUGACCUGAUGAUUAAAGCCAAGUGUUUUCAUUUGUGUGGUUUCAUCAAUAUUUUUCUCUUACCUCCCUGGAUAUUAUUCCAUACACAGCUGUUACCUUCCAAUAUCUUACUCAAGUUUUCACUGUUUAUUUGAGAGCUUUGAGAGAAACAUUGACUGGCUAAUCACACAAUGGAGUCAUAACCUUCAUCCUAUCAGUACAUGCACAACUCUGCCAGAAUUUUAUGAAAAAUUAAGACUGGUGAAACAAACGGGUUCUCCACUCUCUAAUUCAUCCUGAAGUUAGCUUUAAUUCCCAUUGGUUUCCCAUUGUGCUUAUCCAGUUUAACACAUACAGCUGAUCUAAUCCAAGAUCUUUCCGGUGUCUAUGAUUCAGCAGCUCACUGUACAGAGGCUAAGCCAUUGGGUGAACUCAUCUAAUUAAUUUUCUAGUAAUACAGAAAAUAAAAUGAAAAGAGUUUCCCUUUAAAUUAUGAUGGACAAAUUAGGGUUACCAAGAAACAAUAAUAUUUGAUUAUUUGAUUUAUUUUUAUUAUAUGUUAAUUUGACCUUUAAAACAGUGAAGCUACAUGUGUGGUUUGAAUGUCUCUCAAAUAUUGAAGAAACAGUCUUUGGGUUCAUAAUUUAUUGCUAUAGAACAUUGAACAUUACAGCACAGUACAGGCCCUCUGGUCCAUGAUGUUGUGCCAACAUUUUAUCUUGCUCUAAGAUCUAUCUAACCCUUCCCUCCUACAUAGCCCUCCACUUUUCUAUCAUUCAUAUGUCUAUCUAAGAGUCUCUUAUGUCCCUAAUGUAUCUGCCUCCACCACCUCUGCCGGCAGUGCGUUCCACACACUCACCACUUUCUGUGCAAAAAACUUACCUUUGACAUCCCCCUUAUACCUUCCUCCAAUCACCUUAAAAUUAUGCCCCCUCGUGUAGCCAUUUUCACCCUGGGAAAAAGUCUGUGACUGUCCACUUGAUCUAUGCCUCUUAUCAUCUUGUACACCUCUAUCAAGUCACCUCUCAUCCUCCUUCUCUCCAAAGAGAAAAACACUAACUCACUCAACCUAUCCUCAUAAGACAUGCUCUCCAAUCUAGGCAGCAUGCUGGUAAAUCUCCUCUGCAUCCUCUCUAAAGCUUCCACAUCCUUCCUAUAAUGAAGUGACCAGAACUGAACACAAUACUCCAAGUGUGGUCUAACCAGAGUUUCAUAGAGCUACAAAAUUACUUUGCGGCUCUUGAACUCAACACCCCAACUAAUGAAGGCCAACAUACCAUAUGCCUUCUUAACAACCCUAUCAACCUGUGUGGCAACUUUGAGGGAUCUAUGGAUGUUGUCCCCAAGAUCCCUCUGUUCCGCCACAUUGCUAAAAGAGUCCUGCCAUUGACCUUGUGUUCUGCCUUCAAACUUGAUCUUCCAAAGUGUAUCACUUCACACUUUUCUGGGUUGAACUCCAUCUGCCACUUCUCAGCCCAGGUCUGAUUUCUAUCAAUGUCCUACUGUAACUACAGCAACCUUCUACACUAUCCACAACACCACCAAUCUUAGUGUCACCUGCAAACUUACUAACCGGCCCUUCCACAUCCUCAUCCAAGUUAUUUAUAAAAGUCACAAAGAGCAGGGGUCCCAGAACAGAUCCCUGCAGAACACCACUGGUCACCGACUUCCAGGCAGAAUAUGCUCCA
Messenger RNA from Pristis pectinata (smalltooth sawfish), 3405 nucleotides. Its product is annotated as transmembrane protein 114. The transcript is spliced from 4 exons. The coding region runs from base 23 to 652 and encodes 209 amino acids. NCBI's taxonomy places the organism in Eukaryota, Metazoa, Chordata, Chondrichthyes, Rhinopristiformes, Pristidae. Gene Ontology annotation, cellular component: apical plasma membrane. The record is from RefSeq and is a predicted model, not a curated record.